Messenger RNA from Aspergillus ibericus CBS 121593, 3867 nucleotides. It is a transcript of the gene pkcA, whose product is annotated as protein kinase c. Gene Ontology annotation, molecular function: diacylglycerol-dependent serine/threonine kinase activity; ATP binding. The coding region runs from base 159 to 3443 and encodes 1094 amino acids. The record is from RefSeq and is a predicted model, not a curated record. NCBI's taxonomy places the organism in Eukaryota, Fungi, Ascomycota, Eurotiomycetes, Eurotiales, Aspergillaceae. The transcript has 9 exons. Gene Ontology annotation, biological process: fungal-type cell wall biogenesis; signal transduction; protein phosphorylation.
CCUCCCCCGAUCGUCGGCCAUCCCCCCCUCCCCUCCUCUUCUUCUUCCCUCCUUUUUUCCCUUCUUCUCACCCCCACACCCCCCUCUUCCCCCCUCGGUCGCAUUGCUCGAUUCCGUUCAAUUUCCCCUCGGUUUCCAUCGUCCGGGGACACCUCACCAUGGACGGGGACGAUGUCAUCGCCACGGUCUACCGCAAGAUCGAGCGGGAAAAGGCCCUCAUCACCGCCGCGUCGAACAUCCGACAGUCGACGGAUAAUCGCCAGGUGCAGCAGCAAGCCGAUGCGAACAUCCGCGAUGGCCGGAAAAACAUUGCUUACCUGGAGGAGAAGAUGCGGGAGCUGCAGCUCCGUCGCGAUGGAGGUGGCUCCCCCACCGAUAAGCGACUCCCGCCCAACCCUGAGGCUGGUCCCAUGACCCCUCAGAAGGACUACCCCCAGGGUUAUGCUGGUAACGAGGAGUAUGGCGAUGCCUCCGGGCCCUACCCGCACGGAGGCGCUGGUUCCAUGCCGUCAGGGGCCCCAUACGCAGACCCCCGGCCGUUCGCUCCCGUGCCCAAGGCCCGGCCCAAUUAUACAAAGCUGGACUUGAUUAAAUAUGAUACUCCCUAUCUCGGACCCAAGAUCCAGCUCAUGCUGUCACAGCUCGAAUUCAAGCUGAGCGUGGAGAAGCAGUACAAGGCUGGUAUCGAGAAGAUGGUUCGCUUAUAUCAGGAUGAGGGGGAUAGGAGGAGCCGGACAGACGCCGAGGGUCGCCGCAUUGAGAGUAACCAGAAGAUUCAGUUGCUGAAGCAGGCCCUCAAGAGAUAUGAAGAUCUGCAUGUCGACAUUGAGUCAACGGAUAGCCCUGAUGAUGAGAGUCUAAGUACACCCAACUUGCGAAAGCCCUUGACCGGUCUCUUAACAUUCCGGAUCCACGCCGUCAAGGACGUAGAUCACGCUGCUAGCUCGAGGUUUUCCCGAGGCCCCGAAACGUUCAUAGUGCUCAAGGUGGAGGAUAGCAUCAAAGCUAGGACGAAAGCGACGCGGAUCGACAGGUGGCAGGACGAAACCUUUACCAUCGACAUCGACAAAGCGAACGAGAUUGAGCUUACGGUGUACGACAAAGCUGGAGACCGGCCAACUCCCAUUGGUAUGCUCUGGGUGCGCAUCUCCGAUAUCGCCGAAGAGAUGCGUCGGAAAAAGAUCGAGAGUGAGUUCAACGCAUCGGGCUGGGUGUCUGCAGACAAGAUGGAGCAUGGAGGCGCAUCUGGACGGCCGGAUACCGCUGGGGCGCCGGGUUCGUCUCACCCGCCAGGACCUGGGGGCGCUGGUGCGGCGCCGGGCCAAGGCUACGGUGAUGCUACUGCUGGCGCGCCUUCCGGAGGGCAGGUGAUGAUCGAUUCGUGGUUCGCGCUGGAACCAGUGGGCCGAAUCUACCUGUCAAUGAGCUUCGCCAAGCAAUUGAAGGACCGACGGCCGUUCGACAUCGGUCUCAACCGUCAGGGUGCGGUUCGACAGAAGAAGGAGGAGGUUCACGAGAAGCAGGGCCACAAGUUUGUCACUCAGCAGUUCUACAACAUCAUGCGCUGUGCCCUCUGCGGCGAUUUCCUCAAGUACGCUGCCGGGAUGCAGUGCGCCGACUGCAAAUACACUUGCCACAAGAAGUGCUACCCCAAGGUCGUGACCAAGUGUAUCAGCAAGGCAAACUACGAGACCGAUCCGGACGAGGAAAAGAUCAACCACCGCAUCCCGCAUCGUUUCGAAGGUUUCUCCAACAUCUCUGCCAACUGGUGUUGUCACUGUGGUUAUUUGCUUCCCUUUGGGCGCAAGAACGCAAAGCGAUGCUCCGAAUGUGGUCUCACUUGCCACGCGCAUUGUACUCAUCUGGUGCCUGAUUUCUGUGGUAUGUCCAUGGAGGCAGCCAACCAGAUCUUGGAAACCUUGAUUCGCACCAAGAACCACAACAAGACCGCAUCCGUUAGUUCUGGUCUCAGUGGCCGCACGCUUCGACCCAGCGGCCCUCCUCAGGGCUCCCAGGACCCCGCCGCCAUGGCCUACCCACAAAAGCCUGUCGAGAGCCCCUACGGAGCACCCCCGCGACAGCCUUCCGCUGAAGCAGUGAGCGCCGCAAACAACUCAUACCCGCCUCCGCAGUCCCCAACAUCGGCUGCCAGGCAACAAUUGCCCCCGAGAACGUCGUCGUCGUCGACUGCGGUCGCCGCUGCGGCUGCGGCGACAGGGGUGCCCUCGCCCCAGCAGAUGCCAGUCGAGCAGAAUCGCCCGGGGCAACCGCAGCUGCCUAUCUACGACCCGAAAGCUUACGAGCCAUACUCCAAUGCCCCGCAGGGUAUUCCGCCUCAGGCAAUGCAGCCGGCGGCUCCAGCCGCAUAUGGCAUGCCUCCUCCGCAACAGCCUAUGCAGAUGGUCCCACAGAAGCAGCCUGAGGCCCCUCAGCAGCCGAAGGUCCGGAUUGGAUUGGAUCACUUCAAUUUCCUGGCGGUUCUGGGUAAGGGUAACUUUGGAAAGGUCAUGCUGGCGGAAACCAAGAGCACCAAGAAAUUGUACGCCAUCAAGGUGUUGAAGAAGGAGUUCAUCAUUGAGAAUGAUGAAGUCGAAAGUACCAAGUCCGAGAAGCGAGUCUUCAUGAUCGCGAACAAGGAGCGCCACCCCUUCCUGCUGAACCUUCACGCCUGUUUCCAGACCGAAACCCGUGUUUACUUUGUCAUGGAAUACAUCAGCGGUGGUGAUCUGAUGUUGCACAUCCAGCGUGGCCAGUUUGGUCUCAAGCGGGCACAGUUCUACGCUGCGGAGGUUCUCCUGGCCCUCAAGUACUUCCACGAGAACGGAGUCAUUUACCGUGAUUUGAAGCUCGACAACAUCAUGCUGACCCUGGACGGCCACAUCAAGGUUGCCGAUUACGGUCUUUGCAAGGAGAACAUGUGGUAUGGCGCUACGACAAGCACAUUCUGUGGUACCCCGGAAUUCAUGGCACCAGAGAUUCUACUGGAUAAGAGAUACGGCCGGGCCGUCGAUUGGUGGGCCUUUGGUGUCCUCAUCUAUCAGAUGCUUCUUCAGCAGUCUCCUUUCCGCGGUGAAGAUGAGGAUGAAAUUUACGAUGCCAUUCUUGCAGAUGAGCCGCUGUACCCCAUCCACAUGCCCCGCGAUUCGGUCUCCAUCCUCCAGAAGCUCCUGACGCGUGAGCCGGAACUGCGUCUUGGCUCGGGUCCUACCGAUGCUCAAGAAGUCAUGUCCCAUGCGUUCUUCCGGAACAUCAACUGGGAUGAUAUCUACCACAAGCGGGUUCCCCCGCCUUUCAUGCCGAGCAUCAGCAGCCCUACCGAUACCAGCAACUUCGACCAGGAGUUCACUAGCGUGACUCCGGUGCUGACGCCCGUGCAAUCCGUUCUCUCCCAGGCGAUGCAGGAAGAGUUCCGCGGCUUCUCGUACACGGCCGACUUUGCAUAAACGCGCCAUCUCGAACGUUGUCUAGUCUUUGCGUUGAUUGCUCGUUUACCUUAUGUCAAGCUUGGCACUGUUUCUCGAACUUCUUGAUGUUGCCGGUUGCUCGGCACUUUUGCGCUGGAAAGAUUCCCACAUACCCAUGAGAGUUUUGAGAGCUGGUGUAAGCGCUACGAUGGCUUUGUGCAUGCAGCUGGAGAGCGGCUUGAACGGGGAGUAUUUUUCUCUUAUAUGUCUUCAGCAUCUUAGGCUGUUUUUAAUUCCUUUUCUUUGCGGGCGAGUUCCCGUGCCUGGAAUGUAAUCCUGCUUCAGCGUUUCUCUCGACUCACUGUUUAAUGCUGUAUGACUGAAUGGAAGACGCGGAACUGACGACUGGAUGACUGCAUCAAGAAUAGAAUAGAAUGUAGACGGCACAAUCCAUAUAUUAGAC